Molecule: messenger RNA, 1035 nt
Organism: Naegleria lovaniensis
Lineage: Eukaryota; Heterolobosea; Eutetramitea; Acrasida; Naegleriidae
Exons: 1
Coding region: 1-1035 (344 amino acids)
Biological process (GO): cytoplasmic translational initiation
Cellular component (GO): cytoplasmic stress granule
Molecular function (GO): translation initiation factor activity; ATP binding
Source: RefSeq, a predicted model, not a curated record
AUGAAUGUUAGAGUCCUUCUUUGUGAUUUAUUGAUCGGGACACAUCUUUCAAAAACUGAAUACUCGGAAGAAGAAACAAUGUCUUUCCAAGAUGAUUCGUAUUUACAUCUUUUAUUUUCAAAAUUAUGUUGUAAAAUGAGAAGGAAAUUUAUUCAAUAUUUACCUCUCACUUCGUUUGAACUCAUUCCGAAUGUAUCGCGAGAAUUGUUGCAAGGAAUUUACAGUACUUUGAAAACAGAAAAACCCUCCUUCGUGCAGAGUCAUUUAUUGGGAGUAUUAUUUGCUAAUGAAAAAAUCAAAUGUCAAAAUGAUAUUAUUUCAGCAACAACAAUUGCAUUGACACCACGAAUUCUUCCUCUUUGCACAAAUCACGUCAUUGUAAAUGCAACACCUAACAGUGGAAAAACAACUGCUUGGAUCAUUUACUUGUUACAACAAUUAUCAAUUUGGGUGAAUAAUGAAAAUCCAACACCAGAAUCAUCAAUAUUGAAACAUCCACAUGCUAUAAUAUUAUGUCGUCGAAAUGAAACAGUUUAUCGAGAGGCAAGUAAACUCCAACGAUUGGGCGAAUUUAUGAAUUUUGUAAUUUUUCGAAGCUAUAAUGCCUCAAUAGAUGAGUACAUGGAUGUUGUUUUGAAAAAUCGUCCAAUAAUCAUAGUUGGAACACCAUCAAAUGUAUUACAUUUAAUGAAAAGACGUGUGUUUCAUUUGAGAUUUGUUAAAUAUUUGAUACUUGAAGAAUUGGAAGAUGUAAUGGAGCAUGUUCAUGUUUCAAGGCAAUUAUUUGAAAUUAUUUCGUUAGUGGAACGAUCGUCGUGUAGAAUUAUUGGUGAAACUCAUUCAAUGAAACGUCACGAGGUGAGGCAAUCACCAAUAAUAUCGAUGAUUGCCAAUCAAUUAAAACCAACUUUGGUUUUAAAUAUUUGCAAACAAACCCAGAAGUGCUUGGGAAUUGUUAGUCCGUCUCUUCUCGAGAAUAAAGUGACACUUGAGUUGCUGGAAAGUGAGCAUGCAACCAUGAAUUCCAAUAAAUAA